UCAAGUCCAGCAUCAGUUGGUUAAUAGAAAGAAAGAAUGAAACAAACAGAAAUAUAGCGAAAGCAAAGAUCAUCGGAUAAGUGGAUAUACUGAACGCCAUUCGUUGCGGAUUAUUAGAUCAUCAAACAAGGAAAAAAUUGAAAUUUGAAAAUUAUUUUAAAAAUGUUACGAAUACUCGGAAUAGUGCUAAUGUUGGUCCUAAUGACCCAAUCCAUACUUUGUUUGGACAAUGCGGAAAGUGAAAAUAGUGAUUAUGACAAAAACAACAACAACAACACAGAGGAUAUAUCAUUUCGUGAAGCCAGACGCAGUAACAUUGCCGAGAGCUGUUUGACAACGGAGGAUGCCAGUGGCACGUGUAUGACACGUUUUAGGUGCCUCAGUUCCGGUGGCAUACCCAAGGGCUAUUGCAGUGGUUCCUAUGGGGUGUGUUGUGAAACCAAUCUCCAAUGCAAUGCCAUCUCGAAGCUGAAACGCACAAUCAUUAAAAACCCCGCCCUCUUCACACAGGAUCCAUGUGAAUAUCACAUACAGGCCUUUAGCCAGAAUGUAUGCCAGCUAUUAAUAGAAUUCCAACGCUUUGAGUUGCAACCACCCACCUAUGAUUCAGGCUCCCACAUUUUGGAAUGUGGUGAUAAUCUAAUGAUCGGAGAUUUUACCCUAUGCGGUGACAAUACGGGUCAACAUCUCUAUCUACCCUUUAAUGUGGCCAAUGGCAUUCAGGAAAUCACUUUGACAUUUAAUUUACCAAAUCGUUGGUCCCUCAACAAUUGGCGUUUGGUCAUAACCCAAUUGGAAUGUCCCGUCUCGAAGAGGAGAUCACAGCAGCAGCAUCAACAGCAAACAUUUAUGCCAUUUGUAAAUGGUAAUAAUUUGCCAAAUUUGAGAACAAUAUUCUCUUCGCAUCACAAUAAUGAUUUUGAUCUGCUGGCGCCACCUGGAUGUCAUCAAUAUUUCACACAGCCGAUGGGUACCAUAAAGACGUUUAAUUACAAGGAUGAUGGCAGCACCUAUUAUUUGCCCGGUAUGAAUUAUGUCAUAUGUAUUAAGCCGAGCAGUGGAGCAACCAUGAUUGAAUAUCAAGCGACCAAAUUUUCCAUGUCCAACGAAGUUGCCACAGCAGCUGGUUAUGAUAGCGAUUGUCGCAGUACCAUAAAGACAGAUGGUCGCCGGGAGGAUUAUCUAAUGAUACCGCAGUCCUUUGUGGCGAAUACUUUGAAUAUUCUGCCCACAUAUUACUGUGGCACAUCGUUACAGACACGCCCCUCCCUCAUUGCCUCAGCACCGUUCAUCAUGUACUUCAGCAGUGAUGGCUUCACAGAUGAAACCGAAACUGGUUUUAGUAUUAAUUAUCGUGUCCGUACCGCCUAUUAGUUAUAUAGUUAGAAAUAAGUUAUAAAUUAUUGCGUCUAUUUUGUAUGUAGAGAUUACAUUUAAUACAAAUACAGGAUAAUUAUUAAGAUA
Molecule: messenger RNA, 1464 nt
Organism: Musca domestica (house fly)
Lineage: Eukaryota; Metazoa; Arthropoda; Insecta; Diptera; Muscidae
Exons: 3
Coding region: 163-1374 (403 amino acids)
Source: RefSeq, a predicted model, not a curated record